Molecule: messenger RNA, 348 nt
Organism: Rhodotorula toruloides NP11
Lineage: Eukaryota; Fungi; Basidiomycota; Microbotryomycetes; Sporidiobolales; Sporidiobolaceae
Product: DSS1/SEM1 family protein
Exons: 4
Coding region: 1-348 (115 amino acids)
Biological process (GO): mRNA export from nucleus; proteasome assembly; double-strand break repair via homologous recombination
Cellular component (GO): proteasome complex; proteasome regulatory particle, lid subcomplex
Source: RefSeq, a predicted model, not a curated record
AUGGCAAGCACAGCAGCACCGACCGCGAACGCACCUACAAACGCAGCGCAAGCCGCGCCCAAACCGUCCAACGCGAACCCUCACCUCCUUCCCUUGCAAGAGGACGACGAGUUUGAGGAGUUCCCUGCGGAGGACUGGGAUAUCAAAGAGUCUUACGGCGCACACCUCGCAAAGAAGGCAGACGGCGCAGCAGGCGCGCAAGGCGGAGCAGGCGCACAAGGAGGCGAGGGAUCAAAGGCGCUCGACUCGCUGUGGGAGGACGACUGGGACGACGAUGAUGUUGGAGAUGACUUUUCGGUGCAGCUGAGGGGCGAGCUCUUGAAGCAGCAGGACCAGAUGCAAGCAUGA